AUGUCCCAUCGUAAGCUCGCGCUCGAAGCAGCAGGCGGACCCCUCCCUGACCUCGGCGCGUAUAUUCUCCUCCCAGCUAUUCCUGCGCUCUACAAGAAUCCUGCCAACGAGGGGGCCAAACCUUCAGCCAUCGGAGUCGCCAUGAUGAAAUCCUCUGUCGGCGUCUACCUCACGACUACCAUUACAGAAGAUUAG
Molecule: messenger RNA, 195 nt
Organism: Apiotrichum porosum
Lineage: Eukaryota; Fungi; Basidiomycota; Tremellomycetes; Trichosporonales; Trichosporonaceae
Exons: 1
Coding region: 1-195 (64 amino acids)
Source: RefSeq, a predicted model, not a curated record